CACCAUGACAAUCGACACACAGCCGAAAACCGUCGUCGUCCUCGGCGUGGCGUAUGGCGGCGUCGGCGCGCUGGCAACGCUCGCAAAGCUCCUGCCACCGGGGUGGCGCGUGCUCGGCAUCGAGCGGAGCACGCACGCGCAUCACGUGUACGUCUUCCCGCGCUUCUCGGUGCUGCCCGCACACGCUCCGCGCGCGCUCGUGCCGCUCGUGAAUGCGGUGUACGGCGGGCGCGUGACCCCCGGCCCGGAGAUCAGUCCCAAGGGGGUUGUGGCAGCCGAGGCGAACGACGGACGGCACGAGCUCGUGCGCGGCCUCGUGACUUCCCUCACUGCGACCAGCGUGACGUACGCCCUGCCGAUUAACGGGGAGUACCCCGCGGACCUGAGCACUGCCGAGACACGGACCGUCGAGUUCGAGUACGCUAUCUACGCGCUCGGUGGGGUCCUCUCCGCGCCUAGCGACGCGUGGGGUCGCGGCGAGCGCGACGUUGUCGCCGGUCGUGGCGGCAAACCGGGCGCUGUGUCAUUCUUGAAGAGCAUCAACGACAAGAUUUGCGCCGCGCGCCGCGUGCUCGUCGUCGGUGGUGGCGCGCUCGGUAUCCAGUUCGCGAGCGACAUCAAGGCUACGCACAAUGACAAGGAGGUCACGCUGCUCCAUUCGCGGGAGCGGUUGCUGCCGCUGUACCACCAGGCGACGCACGACGCCGUAGUGGACAAGCUCGGCAAGCUCGGCGUCAAGACGGUCUUGGGCGAGCGGGUCACCUCGUGGCCGGACCGCCCGCUCGACGUCGACGGGGAGGACAAGGUCGUGGUCACGGACAAGGGGAGCACACUCACCGCCGACCUAGUGCUGGUGUGUACCGGCUCCAAGCCGAACACUGCGCUGUUCGCCGGCGUCGACCCCGCGGCCAUCCUGCCCAACGGCCUGAUCCAUGUCGGGCCGACGCUGCAGGUGGCCAACACGGAGUGGUUUGCGAUAGGCGACGCGGCAGACUCGGAGGGGAUCUUCGCCGGACACGAGAGCUACGCGCAGGGCUCGUGUGCCGCACGUAACAUCCUGCGCCUGAUCGAGGUGCGCGAGGGGCGGAGUGCGACUCCGUUGGAGGAGUACAAGGCUGGUCCGGUGCGCAUCAAGGUGUCCCUGGGUAUUAACGAGUAUGUCGUUGGUACCGCCGAUGGCGCGACCACUCACGACGACGGGCCGGAGGACAUACACGCCAAGUUGAUGUGGUCGUUGUUUGGGGUCGAGGACAAGGGGGACGAGGAGUAGGCUGGGCUGGGGGUCAAUGAGAGGCUUGAACCGGCGAGAAGAACGAGCAGCAGUACACGACCCAACAAUGUAUCCAUGACUCUCUA
Molecule: messenger RNA, 1356 nt
Organism: Vanrija pseudolonga
Lineage: Eukaryota; Fungi; Basidiomycota; Tremellomycetes; Trichosporonales; Trichosporonaceae
Product: Fe-regulated protein 8
Exons: 3
Coding region: 5-1270 (421 amino acids)
Cellular component (GO): cytoplasm
Molecular function (GO): flavin adenine dinucleotide binding; electron-transferring-flavoprotein dehydrogenase activity
Source: RefSeq, a predicted model, not a curated record